CUACAGAUGCAUGCAACAUGCAGUCAGAAAAAGUGAUAAUCAAGAAAGCAGCUCCCUUGAUAAAGUAAAGAAUGUGCACAAACGCCACAAAUGGCUCUGAUGUUUUGUGCUACCACAACAUCCCUGAGGGUUUGGCUUACAGUCUUGUGUUUCUCCUCGGUCUCCUCAUCAAUGGUGCGGCUCUGUGGGCCUUCAUUGCAAAGCGGGCCGCCUGGACCGACUCCCACAUCUACAUGCUGAACUUGGCUCUAGCUGACUUUUCCCUCAUCCUUUUCCUUCCCUUCAGGAUUUAUGACGCCUUCUACUGCCUGCCUAAAACUUUCCUUUGCACUUUCCUACUUUUCAUUCAUUACAUCAACAUGUAUGCCAGCAUCCUGACCACGACUGCCAUCAGCGUCCACCGCUACCUGACCAUUAGGUUCCCUCUGCAAGCAAGAUCAUGGAGGAGGAAGAAGGAGGCAGCGGUCUCCGUCUGCUUGCUCAUCUGGGUGUUUCUGGUGUCAAUUGCUAUUGUAUUUCGUCAAGAUAACUAUCCUGAAAAACUCUGGACAUGCUAUGAAAGAUGCAAAAAUCGUCGUCUCCAUCUGCAGUUUACUGUGCUCCUGUUGUCUUUCGGCUACCUGGCUCCUCUGAUGACAAUUGUGUUCUGUUCCAGUCGGAUCAUUUGUAUUUUGGUAAAAGAGCAGAACAAGUCAGCGGAAAUGAAAAGCAUUGUUGGUAUAGUUAAGGCAAACAUGACUGUGUUUCUUAUCUGUUUCACACCGAUCCACAUUGCGUUUGUGAUCGGCUUAUGCUAUAGCGUGCCAUCAGACUGGAGGUCCAUAUCUUUACCAACUCAUUUGUAUUUACAAGUGUCUGAGUGGAUCGCCUCCACAAACUGCUGUUUUGAUUCCAUCAGCUACUAUUUCUUAUUAAAAAGGUUUUAUACAUAAAAGAGUGGAAGAACGAAAAAGCACUGUCAUGUUCAACGUUCAACAGAAUGUAUAGUUACAUAUUUUUUAUAAUGUGGAGCAUACUUAAAACUAGUUAAGAUGAGUAAAAUGGCUUAAAAUUAAUUUUAUUGCAGCACUGUGAAUUUCUGAAAAUACAGCCUUUAAUUUGA
Messenger RNA from Girardinichthys multiradiatus, 1102 nucleotides. It is a transcript of the gene gpr35b, whose product is annotated as G-protein coupled receptor 35 b. The transcript is spliced from 2 exons. Gene Ontology annotation, molecular function: G protein-coupled receptor activity. Lineage: Eukaryota; Metazoa; Chordata; Actinopteri; Cyprinodontiformes; Goodeidae. Gene Ontology annotation, biological process: positive regulation of Rho protein signal transduction; phospholipase C-activating G protein-coupled receptor signaling pathway. The record is from RefSeq and is a predicted model, not a curated record. The coding region runs from base 72 to 932 and encodes 286 amino acids. Gene Ontology annotation, cellular component: membrane.